Molecule: messenger RNA, 1548 nt
Organism: Ostrea edulis (European flat oyster)
Lineage: Eukaryota; Metazoa; Mollusca; Bivalvia; Ostreida; Ostreidae
Exons: 2
Coding region: 208-1383 (391 amino acids)
Biological process (GO): positive regulation of protein ubiquitination; regulation of cell cycle; negative regulation of apoptotic process
Cellular component (GO): nucleus; cytoplasm
Molecular function (GO): ubiquitin protein ligase activity; cysteine-type endopeptidase inhibitor activity involved in apoptotic process
Source: RefSeq, a predicted model, not a curated record
UCCAAGGAUAUAAUACACUUCCGGUUUCACCAUUGUUUGUUUGUAAACAUUGAACUGAGUUGUGCAAUAACCAAAGGUUUUACAAUAUCAGCGACACGUAUACGUAUGUAUACGGACAUGCAACGCGUACACACUUUACGUGAGUACCACUGAAUCUGAAGACUCGACGUAGGAACAGUCACAGGCCAGGCAGUAUCAAAUUUAAGAAUGUGGACUGUGAUAGCAAACAUCGUAUCCUUUGACGAAAUCAACGACAAAUUCAGGACUUUCAAAGAACGAUUAAAGUUGAACAAUGUGUCUGGACGAUCACAAAGGGAUAGUUUAAAUACAACCACAUCAGCAUUCCAGAGACAAGUUAUACCUCCUAUCGGAUGUGGUAGUUGGAUUUUCCUUCAAACAUUCCAGUGGACAAAACAUAACGAAUGUCGCCGAUCUCUUCAGAGACAGAUCGUUUUCUUCUGGCUAUACACAAAGGACGGGUUGUCACAUUACAUAGCUGAACUGAGUGUUCGACAUUUCUUCUCCAUCUACCAGGACGUGUGUGGUGUUUCUUUGGAAGACAAUGCUGCUGUUCUAUCUUGGAAAACCAUCGCUCCCUUUAUGUACGACACUUAUCACCAUGCUGAUGUCUUAAGUUGUCCAACCCUAACAGAACAGAAGGUCGAUGUCGUGAAAAUCUGUAUCACAGUGGAAAAACACGCGGUCGGCCAUGACUUUGAAACAAAAGAAGGGAGUGUUCGACUAGAAGCGUUCUCCAAACUCGUUCGAAAAAUAGUUCCUUUGCCAUUUUAUGGUGAACAACUUAUGUGUUACGUCAAGGGUGAUGUGUAUUUAACAGGUAUUCUAAAAUACUUCUUUAUCCGCCAAGUGUUUGGUGACACGGGUGUUCGUUUAGGUUCCUUGCAAUACGAAGACGUUCAGCGGCGUCUGGAGUCGUGCCGACGUCUACAAGACGGAUUUGACGUAAGCAUCGACGCUUUUUCCCUGCAACUUGCAGAGGCUGGAUAUUUUCUCACCAAUGACGUCAAGUUGGCUCAGUGUUUCAAGUGUGGCGGAGUGCUACAGCUGAAAAAGUUUGAUUUUGACCCCUGGGAGGAUCAUGCCUACUGGCACCCAAGUUGCCCAUUCCUUCUGGAGGCCAGAGGUCAAGAAUUCGUGGAUAAAGUUCGUUUAGAACUGAGGCAAAAGUGUGAUUUCAACUCGGAGUGCGUUUUCACGUUUAAGCUUAGAAAACUAGCACCCGUAGAACCAUCAAUUCGACGACUACCAUUUGACAGCGAUUCAUGCGACGAAUCAGAUGAAUACGAAGAGGAUGAUGCUGACGAUUUUUUCGGUACAGAAAGUCCUGAAAGCGAUUAUUUCUCUGAUGAUAGUGAAUUUUGAGAAAAUAGUUUUCUGUUUUCGAAAUGUUACUAAUUUGCUAUCUAUCUCCAUGAGUUAUGUAUAUGUUCAAACAAAGGGAAGAAAUUCAUCCUCAUCAUAAACAUUGUUAUUGCAUAUUGAUUUUGUACAGAAGUUUAAUUUUGAAUAAACAGACAGAGCCAUCAA